AUGCAGGGUUGCUCGAGGCGCUCAUGGCAGCAAUUCCUGCAGAGCUCGCCUGCCCUGUCUGCCUCCCUUAAAUCUGUACAUCCUCUGCCAGCAGGUAGUCCCUCUGCGCCCGCCCUACCAUUUGUUCUCCUGCUGCCCCCCAAUCUUGAUUUCCUAGGGUUUUCUCUGUGGCGCGAUCUUCUACCCGUGUGGCCAAUUUCGCCGUCAAAAGUCGCUCAUUCUCUUUAUUAUCUAUUUUUCUGAUGUCGUCGGAUCGUACAUUGCAGUGUAUGAGACUCACGACGUACGGUACUCAUCCGACAUUGCGGUUAAGGGAGUCGGGCACCUCGUGCGCAAGGGCACGGGGGGUAGGUCAUCCGUCAGGUGAGAUUCUAUGACUUAUUUCUGAAAGAAGGUUUGGAUGGGUGAGGUUGACUGUAUUUUGUCCUGCCAUUGGUUUAGGCAACUUUUUUUCGUUAUGGCGAUUCGCAGAAAGCUGUAGUUAUAUGCGCUCUCCGUGUUUUGUUAGCAAUACACUUGGAGGGGUAUCGUCAAUGUCUUCCGAACAUUAGACGCCUGUAUGAUUGAAAAACUAACUUACUCCGAGGAGAUAUCACUCAUCACCUGAUUAAUUUUCCAUCAUCUGCUUGAUUUUUAUGAAAUUUUCAGUGGAAUUGUUGCCACUGUCUUCGGAGCCACAGGCUUUCUUGGUCGCUAUGUUGUUCAACAGCUUGGUGAGUUGUCAAAAACAUUUUUUAGUUUUCAGCAUUUUGAGUUCGCAGUUUAUGGCUGACUGCCCAUCUCUCUUUUAUACGUUUUGGCAGCUAAAAUGGGUUCUCAAGUUCUUGUUCCUUUCCGAGGCUCUGAAGAUUCCCACAGACAUCUUAAACUGAUGGGUGAUCUGGGACAGGUGUCUUGAUCUCUGUCUUAUAUGUCUUUCCCGCUCCUGAUUUCUUUUCUGAAAGUUUUACAUCUGCUUCUUUGGUCGUAGAUAGUGCCAAUGAAGUACAACCCUAGAGAUGAGGAUUCAAUUAAAGCUGUAAUGGCUAAAGCGAAUGUCGUCUUAAAUCUUAUUGGUUAGUAUACCUUUAGAAUUCAUUGGAUAAUUUCAUUUGGUGGAAUAAUUAUUCUACAGGCACUCAUAUGGGCUUAUAAUAAUUUAUUUUAUGUAAUAUGGCAGGAAGGGAUCAUGAGACAAGGAACUUCAGUUUUGAGGAAGUAAAUCAUGCUAUGGCAGAGCAACUUGCAGUGGUUGGUAUUCGAUUACAUUAGAUUCCGUUAUUACUUACUCAAAAUUUGGACGUUGUUUAGAGGCAGUCACUGUGUAAUUGAUAGCAAACAUCAUUCGACUGAAACACAUGAAGUUGGGUCCUUUUUAUUGUCCUUGAAGCCGAACCCUACAUAAUGUUUAGUAAUUGAUCCCUUUUGAGAGUGUAUCAGGAAGAAGCAUCAAAACAUAGGAAAAAAACUGAUCAUUGUAAAAGACUAUUUUUUUCAAUUAUUUUCGUUGUGUAGCAUAAAUGUGAUGCUGUUGCAUACCCUUGUUGUCCAGAAAAAACUCUUUCCCUCCCCCCACCAUUAAGGGAGUGAGGGAUAGAGCAGGAUUAUUGUCGUUGAAAAUCCGCUAAAUUUAUAGAUAAACAUGGUUUGUAGAUCCGUUUUUGUGGUUCCUAUAUUCACACAUUUUCUUUCAAUUACGUUUUCUUUGUUCGUAAUGCCUGGAUCGACUUGAAGAUGUUUCAUGGAACAUUGGCAAUUCCAUCCACACUGAUGUACGUAUGUUUCGGAAGUGAAAAAAUCUUCGAUUUAUGUUACCGUAUGUUGAAGGCAUGCGUUACUGGUUGCAUGCAUCUUUGCACUGCAGAGUCUUUCAAAAGUGAGCUUGCAGAAUUUUUGAACUGCUUAGGUUUAUGAUUUUAAUUAAUUACUGAUGUCUGUUUGCCUCAGGACGUGAACGUUUUCUAUUGAAAAAAGUUCUGGGCUGAAAUAUUUGGGGUUAAUUGUCGUUGCUUUGACCUUAUUAGAGUUUAAUUUGUAUGAACCUUUGUUAAGUACUGAGAAAAUUUAAAAAUGAAGCCAUAGGUUUUGUAUCCAACGUUUGUCUGGCUAAACUGAUAGCAUGUGGUGUCUAGAAACUGAUCGGUAAUGGGAAAAUAAUGCUAGACAAUAAACUGUGGCCACUAUUUUUAUUUGACAAUCCGGGAGAGGAAGGAAUGUAGAGAAAUAACUGGGUAAAUCUGUUUUUUUAAGAAGUUUCCCCUGCUCUUUAUUUAAUUGUGAGCGUUUCUCAUUUUUCUAGUUGUUACUUGAUGUUUUUUUGCGCGAGCUUGAAUAAUUUGCCCAUUAAUUUUCUUUUUGCCAUGAUAACCUUGCUGAUUUCAUUUUGUUUCAAAAAAAUUAUUUGAAAUUCAUUCAGAUAGCCAAGGAACAUGGUGGCAUCAUGAGAUUUAUUCAAGUUUCUUGUCUAGGAGCAUCUUCAACGUCUCCGUCUAAAAUGUGGAGGGCUAAAGCAGCAGCAGAGGAAGCUAUUUUGAGAGAACUACCUGAGGUGAAAACUUUUACCACUAUUUUCUAGUCAAAGUAAAAUGGAUGAAAUGAAAGCACCUGUGGUCACGUGACACUCUAGAAUCUUAGUUUUGAAAGCACUUGUGGCCACCCAAGUGUUUCCUUUGAAAUGCUUGCUUAUGUUAUUUCCCAAUUAUUUUAGCUUGCAUGAUGUGCUGCCGCUGAAUCUUCAACUUUACGGAUACAAGAUAGUUUUAAUAGACAAAUCGGAUACCUCAAAUGUGCUGUCUUCUGUUUUUCGAGUUACAGGCCACAAUCAUGAAGCCUGGUGUCAUGAUUGGUACUGAAGACAGAAUUUUAAACAAGUGGGCACAUUUUGGAAAAAAAUGGAGCUUUCUCCCACUGAUUGGCGAUGGAUCCACUAAGUAAUCUUUCCUCUCUAGUCUGCCAGUUAUAGUCUUAAAAUUCAACUGUGAAGUAUAGAGUCAUUGGUACUCAUGAACUUUUUUCUGUUUAUUUAUAAGUAAAAUAGUCAUUUAUCAAUGUGAUUGCAGAAUCCAGCCAGUAUAUGUCGUCGAUGUGGCUGCGGCAAUUAUCGCAGCCUUGAAGGAUGAUGGUAGUAGCAUGGGUAAAGUGUAUGAGCUUGGUGGCCCAGACGUUUUCACUGUUCAUGAACUGGUGACACAUCUGCUAAUCUUACUCGUUCAUCUUAUAGUUCAGGUUAAAAGUCUGAUUUUUUUUCAUUUUCAAAAGAGAAUGACUUUUAUCUGUUUCAUUUCACAGGCAGAUUUGAUGUUCGACACUAUCCGUGAAUGGCCACGGUAUGUGAAGGUUCCUUUCCCUAUUGCGAAGGUAGGUUCACUAGUCUGACUAGAUGGUUUCACCGACCUAUGUUAUUAUACUGUCAUAUACCUUCAUUGAACUUAGCUAAGAACUUUCUUCGUCUUAAUUCGAGUUCCUUUAAACCAUUAAUAGUUCAUUUUUUUUCCUUUGGCAUUGCUUCUUCCUUCUCUCUUGUUCAAUGUCUGCUUAACCUGUCUUCUGUGUCUAUAUUAACAUAACAUAUGUCCGACAUUUGACCUUGAGAAAAUUUGCUCGAUCAUAUGAAACGAGGAUUAUAUAUGUCGGCUUUGGAUUAACCGAGGAUGCAUUGAAUUUUCUCAAUCUGGGAUUUUUAUUUUAACGUGUAGUUUGAUGGCAUGGGAUGACAGCUACGGAAAAUCUCUCCAGUGGAGAUAUUUCAUUCUGUUGGUGAUAAUCUCCACUAAAAAAUUUCUGUAUGUGGGUAAUUUGAUAUUUCCAUGAUUAAGUUAAAUAAUAGAUAACAGUGAAUGCUUGGACUUUUAUGAGAAGAACAGGCAUGAUUUGCAGUGUCUGAGAGAAGAAGAAUGGGCCCGCAAAGUGGGCUUCUUGAACUGGUGAGAACAGGCCCUAGACUGCUUUAUUCUGUCCGUCGGCUGAGCUUAGUCAAACUAGCUCAAAUGAUCUAUAGAUCAUGGAUGCCGCUGCUUCGUGCCCUGAUUUUUUUUGUGCUGAAAUGAGAGCGAUUGGUCUUCUCCAGGUACUCACCGUCGAUCCAUUCUUUCUCGCAGGCUCUUGCUUCCCCCAGAGAGUUCUUACUGAACAAGGUUCCCUUCCCCCUUCCGACGCCGAACAUCUUCAACCUGGAUGAGAUCAACUCCCUCACCGUAGACACCGUCGUGUCCGAGAACGGUGAGCUCUCUCCCUCGCUCCUCCGCUUCCCACUGGCGGCGCCGCCUGGUCUGACAACGAUCUUCCCCCCCUCGAAACCUCUGUGUAGCCCUCAAGUUCGCAGACCUCGGGGUCGUGCCGCACAAGCUGAAGGGGUACCCCAUCGAGUUCCUCACCUCGUACCGCAAGGGCGGGCCCGCCUUCGGUUCUACCAUUAGUGAGAAGCUGAGGAGCUCCGAGUUUUGA
Messenger RNA from Spirodela intermedia, 4422 nucleotides. The record is from the annotation of a GenBank genome assembly. Lineage: Eukaryota; Viridiplantae; Streptophyta; Magnoliopsida; Alismatales; Araceae.